Messenger RNA from Cercocebus atys (sooty mangabey), 629 nucleotides. RefSeq names its product phospholipase DDHD2-like. Bases 68 to 478 code for a protein of 136 amino acids. The record is from RefSeq and is a predicted model, not a curated record. NCBI's taxonomy places the organism in Eukaryota, Metazoa, Chordata, Mammalia, Primates, Cercopithecidae. Gene Ontology annotation, cellular component: COPII-coated ER to Golgi transport vesicle. Gene Ontology annotation, molecular function: triacylglycerol lipase activity; metal ion binding. The transcript has 3 exons.
AGCAGAGGUAAAUGUAGCUCUUGUUUUUUCUAUGUAGUUUGAUCCUGUGGCCUAUAGGAUUGAACCAAUGGUGGUCCCAGGAGUGGAAUUUGAGCCAAUGCUGAUCCCACAUCAUAAAGGCAGGAAGCGGAUGCACUUAGAACUGAGAGAGGGCUUGACCAGAAUGAGUAUGGACCUUAAGAACAACUUGCUAGGUUCGCUGCGGAUGGCCUGGAAGUCUUUUACCAGAGCUCCAUACCCUGCCUUACAAGUUUCAGAAGCGGCAGAAGAAACUGAAGCAGAACCUGAAUCAACUUCAGAGAAGCCUAGUGAUGUUAACCCAGAAGAGACCUCUGUGGCAGUUAAAGAAGAAGUCCUGCCUAUCAAUGUGGGGAUGCUGAAUGGAGGCCAACGCAUUGACUAUGUGCUACAGGAGAAGCCUAUUGAAAGUUUUAAUGAGUAUUUAUUUGCUUUACAAAGCCAUCUGUGCUACUGGUAAAUGUUGUUUAUUUUUGUUUGUUUUGUUUAUUUACCUGUUUCAUAGAUAUUUGAUAGAUGUAGAAAAAGGAGGAUAGGCCAGGUGCAUUGGCUCAGGCUUAUAAUCUCAGCACUUCAGGAGGCCAAGGUGGACGAUUGCUUGAGUUCAGGAG